Molecule: messenger RNA, 480 nt
Organism: Fomitiporia mediterranea MF3/22
Lineage: Eukaryota; Fungi; Basidiomycota; Agaricomycetes; Hymenochaetales; Hymenochaetaceae
Exons: 4
Coding region: 1-480 (159 amino acids)
Source: RefSeq, a predicted model, not a curated record
AUGAAUAGCGAACGACAUACAGAGAAGGUAGACCCUAUUUGGACUUCAAGUCGCACUGCACGCCAGAUAUUAGCACUGGGCGAAGUUGAGCGGACCGACCCACCAGAUAGCUCGCUUCCACAUGGCGAAGAACGUUCGGAGCAAUUCGUUCUUGAGGCAAACGAGUAUUUCGAGCGACUCGACCAAAUUCACAUCAGUAUGCGCUCGACCCUCGCACAUAUCCGUCAAUCUCGCAUUGCUCCGUCCGCCAUUGACGCACCUCCGCCGAACUUCGUCCCCGCACCAGCAGGCGUCGGUACGCCCGCUUCGGCUCCUUCUACUUCUACAGAAGAGUCAGGACAGAUGGGCCGUGGCUUGCAAGAGGAACGCGUAAACCGAGAUGCAUGGCGUGGUAUCCUCGACGCGCUAACGCGACUCAAACGGGCCCAAGAGCUUGAACCCGAACGAAAAAACUUGAGCAGAAUGGAUACGGACGGCUAA